AUGUCCGCUCGAGGCGGAACGACGCGCGCGAUCGAGGCGGGCGAACGGGAGUACGGACGGAUCGUCGCGCUGAAGGAAUCUUUUGGGUUCAUCAGAUGUGGGGCGCGACUGGAGACCCAGGGCGGGGCGCGCGGGCGAGGAGGACCGCCGAGGGAGGCGCAGGUGUUUUUUCACGCGUCAGAGUUCCACAAGGAGCUCGCGAAUCGAGAUAAGCCCGCUUUGGAUCCGGGAGACGUGGUGAAAUUCAUCGUCGGUCCGAGUCCGAAGGGAGACGGACAGAUGAACGCGUUCGACGUGCAGAAGUGUGAAGACGACGAAGUCAAGCCUCGAGUUGAACGCGAAGACACGUUUGGUUGCGUUUCGCGCACGUUACGAGGGAAAAUGAAGCGUGACGCGUACGGUGGAAGGUUAGUUUACAACGCGGACAACGGAGAUGAAGUGGGUGAAGGUUCAACGGCUGCGCCGGAGGGCGAGUCUCAGGUUGACGUAGAAGCGAUGAAGACAGAGAUCGAGUUUUCAGGCGCCGAUCUCGACGACGCGUGCCGCCUUUCGAAACUGCAUCAAGGCGUCUUGGUGAGAUUCACCCUUUCAUACGAUCCGUACUCUCGCGCGAUGCGUGCGACGAACGUUCGAGAGGCGUUCCCGCAGGCUAAAGACAAGAAGACAGAAGGCGGUGUCGGCGCUGAAAGCGACGAUUGGAAACGAGACAAACCCGUCGUUGAGGAAGAGUUCGGGGUGAUUAGCGUCAUUAAAUCUGGUUACGGCUUCAUCAAAUGUUGUUCUAGAUCGAAAGAUUUGUUCUUCCACUUUAGUGAGCUCGCCGAGGAUGCGGAUUCGGCAAAACCAGGACAGGAGGUGCGCUUUGUCGCCACUGAGGAGCCCCGCCGCGGGCAGCUUGUGGCGACGAGCGUGCGUUACGCUCCCAAGGGAAGUGCGGUGUUCGCAACUGUGGAUGAACGACCGGUUCGAGGUAUUUGCAAGACGAAACUUAUGUUUUCAAAGGGGUUUUCGUCAUCGAGAGACGGCGGAGAUCGUUCGUCCAAGCCACACGGUGUCCUCGAGCUCACCAGAAGCGGCGAAGCGAAAGAAUAUAAGUUCACUCGGGACGGGUUACUCGACGCAAGAAAUAAUCCCCGCGAGGGCGAAGUAGUGCAAUUUUGCGUGCGCACGGACAAGCGCACGCAGCAUGAAUCUGCGUGCAAGAUUGAGAUAAUGAGGUUCACCGGUAAGGUGACGUCGACGAAAUCUGAUGGCUUAUACGGCUUUGUUGAGCACGUCGAUCAGGGCACCGGUGAGGUUGGGAAAGCGUUCGUGCACGGCGCCGAAAUCGAAGGUCAAGCUAGGCUCAACGUUGGCGACGAACUGGAGUACGCUCUCCAGGCUGGGAGGAAGUCUGAUGAGUACACCGCGAAGCGCGUGAAAAUCGUCGUCGCCGCUCCAGUGGAUGCGAACGCGAUUCCGAGUCGAUCAGAGUCGCCACGCAUGAACCGGGAGAGUCAAUUCUCAGGGUCGCAGUUCAAGAUCACAAAGGGACCUGACGGAACGCGCGGUUUCGAAAUGGGGCGAGGUAAAGGUCUGGCGGAGAAGGCCGCCGCGCUCAUGUCUCAGCUGAAGAUUGACGCGUGUGUUUUCGUGCCCGUCGCCGGCGUCUCCAGCUCCGCGUCUCUCGUUGACGCGGACGCAGUGCAUAUUGAUGAAAGUGCCGUCGCGGAUGCGGCGUAG
This is a messenger RNA of Ostreococcus tauri, 1722 nucleotides long. RefSeq names its product Cold-shock protein, DNA-binding. Gene Ontology annotation, molecular function: nucleic acid binding. The record is from RefSeq and is a predicted model, not a curated record. Bases 1 to 1722 code for a protein of 573 amino acids. The transcript has a single exon. NCBI's taxonomy places the organism in Eukaryota, Viridiplantae, Chlorophyta, Mamiellophyceae, Mamiellales, Bathycoccaceae.